Neltuma alba is the source of this 1460-nucleotide messenger RNA. RefSeq lists its product as uncharacterized. The transcript has 6 exons. The record is from RefSeq and is a predicted model, not a curated record. Lineage: Eukaryota; Viridiplantae; Streptophyta; Magnoliopsida; Fabales; Fabaceae. Bases 265 to 1290 code for a protein of 341 amino acids.
UCCCCCUGACCCUGAGCGAGGGAGACAAGCAGGUCUCUCGAGUCUUGUGUCUUCAUACUUACAAUUAAAGCCUUUCUUUCUCUAUUGAUUUUGAUUUCCAGAAAGUAGCUUUGCCUCCAAAUUUUAGAAUUCUCAAUCUUGUAAUCUGAAUCACACAUUCGAUUUCACUCUGAACCUGGCCCUGAAAGUAAUCGUGUCUUCAUCACUUGUUAAAACCCUCGAAAUUCCUCAGACUGUUCAAGCGCUUCUGUUUUGAACAUCCGCAUGGAUCUUCCUCGAGAUAUAGAUCUUUAUCUCAAAGAAUCCAUCGACGACUCCUUGGGUCUUCCGGUUUCGUUGCGGACUUUAGAGUCGAAGCUUCGAGCCUCCGAAGAGUCACAACGGCUCCUACGCCAGCAGCGCCUUUCUUUACUCUCCAAAUUAAAGGAGAAAGAUCAAAUGAUUGACCGCGUUAAGUCUGAAGCGACAAUGAACGCCCAAGCUCUGAAGAAGUUCGUUGAGGAGAAUCAGAAAUUGGCUUCCGAGUGUGCGACUCUGUUGAGUCAAUGUCAUAAAUGGGAUAGAGAAUGCUCGCUUUAUGAUCGCGACAGGGAAGCGUUGAUGGAAUUUGGAAACGAAGCUGAUGAACGGGCAAAGGAGGCAGAGUUCCGCGCACAACAGUUGGAAGAGGAGUUGGGAAAGUUAUUGGAAGAAUUGCAGUACUACAAGCAUGAGUACAAUGUGCGAUCGAUUUUGCCUGACAGAUUUUUUUUUUUUUUUUUUGCCCUUAAGGAUGGUGCAUCUUCUAAUAGCACAGAAGUGGAAGAGAAUUUACUUGACGCCCUUUUGUCAGUGGUUACAAAUAAAGAUGGUGCUUCUGCAUAUACGUUCUUGGAGGCAAACAGCGGAAAUGAAGCUUGCAAGAAGUUGUUAACAAUGUGGAACUGCCUAAAGCCAUCAACGCGGAAAGUUUUGUCCCUUGUUGCUGAGGUGAAGUCACUCGAGAAAGAUAAGGAGCAUUUGAGGAUUAACCUUGACAGAGCUGAGGAGGAGGUCAAAUUACUUUCCGAUGAAAAUAACAUAUUGAACAAGGAGAACAAAAGGCUACUGAAGCUAAAGGAAAGGAACCAUCUUGGUUCUGGUGGGAAACAUAGUAGCAGUGCAUCUGCCACGUCAAACAAGAGAAAGUCUAGUCCCAAGACAAGCAGCCCAAUUGAGAGAAAGAUUGAUUUUGAGGAUAUGGAUACGGCAAGAACACCUUUGUCACCGUUACAAACUAACUCUCCUGACUCUAGAAUGCAUAAGAAGUGAUGUUACUUGUGUAUUAUUGACAGGCCUUAUUGUUUCUUCGGGCUAAAAAAAAAAAUCUGAUAAUGUUUCCGAUUACUGAUGGAGUUCAUAAACGCGUAUUUCUUGUAAGAAUGUCGUUGAUCAUUCUUCUACGAAAUAGUAAUAUUCUUGACAUUUGUAUUUGAACAGUA